This is a messenger RNA of Trichomonas vaginalis G3, 6579 nucleotides long. RefSeq names its product guanyl-nucleotide exchange factor protein. The coding region runs from base 1 to 6579 and encodes 2192 amino acids. Gene Ontology annotation, cellular component: cytoplasm. The transcript has a single exon. Lineage: Eukaryota; Parabasalia; Trichomonadida; Trichomonadidae. Gene Ontology annotation, molecular function: ubiquitin-protein transferase activity. The record is from RefSeq and is a predicted model, not a curated record.
AUGAAUACUGUUUCCUAUUUACCGAAAACUCAUCCCAUCAGUGACUUCUCGGACGUCUUUUUUACAACAGUAUCCAUGGAUAAUUCAGACGAUUUUAAAUUUUCUCAAUACCAGAAACUUGUUAAAUUAAAAACAACAGAUAUACAAAGAGGCAAGAUCAUAUCUAAAUCAUUCUUUCAUACAAAACCUGAUUUUUCAGUAGAAGAACAAACAAUUUUUACAAUUUCAGAAGAUCAAAGACUCGAUAAUCAAAAUACAAACGACUACACUCCUAAUAUUUCCUUAUCAGUUAUCAAUUCUUUUGAUAAUCUCAUGAAUGAACUUAAAAGAGCAAAAACAAAAGAUAUCGGCUACAUAAUCGAUCGAUUUUCUGAAAUUGAAGAAAAAUUUCCAGACUCAAUGCCAUCCAUUAUCGAAAUACUUUACAAAUUAGAGUCAAUUUCAAACAAUAUUUUCAAUUCUUUACAAUUAUUAGAACGAUUAUUGACUUUACAGAAUUUUGAUAUUUCCAUUGACAGAAAUGUACAAAAAAUAGACUCCAAAGGCGAAAAACUCAUUUCCUGCUAUUUCGAUGGUAAAAAAUUACAACUAAUAUUUAAGUCAGAAGUUUUUGAUGAUUUUGCUUUUUAUUUCAAUGAAAAUGAUACAGAUGUUUUCAUUUCUGCUACAAAAGUACAGUACAAGAGAUCAAGAGAUGAUAAAUACACAGUAAAAGAUCUAAAAGACUUCGUUGAUCCUUCUAAACAAAUUUUAUCAGUUUGCAAAUCAAAAAUUGGAGUUUCUAUCGUUCAAAAAGUGUCAGAAGAUGAAAUUUCGAUCAAACUCUUUAGGAAACAAUUCUUAGCAUUUAAUCCAAAAACGUUUGAAACCAGUUACAAAUUCAAAUCAGAAAUAGACAAAGUUUUUAAUUACAAAAAGUUUUUACACGUUUAUCUUAAAAAUGGAAUGAAAUACGACAUUGAUUUAAACAAAAUACCAUUUACUACGAAACAGCUGACAAAUAAUUCCAUUUAUUAUGAUGGUAUUUGCUUUAGAACUAGCGAUACUUUUUAUACUUGUUUUUUAGAUGAAAAUGAAAAUUUUUAUGUUGAUACUUAUCCAGGAUCAAAUUAUACUGAUUUGACAAAAUUUAUUCCACCUUGUUCUAAGUCAAAUGUUGAAUAUUUCAUCAACAAAAUAUGCUACAAAUAUUUGGAAUCAUUGAGUGAUAUAUUUGAUGAUUUGAUGCAUUAUUAUUCAGAAGAUCGUUCAAAAGUAUUUUGUCAAAAUCCAGAAAAAAUCGUCAAUUUAUGUUAUGAAAUUUGCAUGGUUACAAUGGAAUCUAACUAUAAUCAGACAACAAAGAAUCAUGUAAUGACAUUGAUAUCAAGAUUGAUUGUUUUGAAUUUAUCUUACGUCGGAUGCAAAAAAUCGAAAUUCACUUUUAAUUCAAUGACAAAAAUUUUCUAUGUUUUGAAACGAAUUCCAAAAGAUUUCGUUAUGUCGAUGGACACUUUAUUUACUUUGAUUGCAUUGUGUUCAUAUGAUAUCUAUAAAGCAGAUUUCGUAAAGGAUUUCAUUGAGAAAUUGGUUCAAAUUUCUGAUUUGGAUUUGGAACAUUUAUUGAUGAAAAAAUCAAUUUCAAUUUUGUUUCUCAAAAAAGAAAAAUUUUUGACAAAAUUUGACAACCAAAAACUUUAUGAUUUCUUGAUUAACAAGAUUGAAGCAGCAUAUAAUAUCAAUACAAUUUUGGAGUUUGAUUCGGAAUUGGUUCCUUUCUUUGACUUGUAUUUGACAUUUUCAGAAAAAAUGUUGGCUGAAAAUCACGAAUUUUUCAGAAAAUCGAUGAAUAAAUUGAGAGAAUGUGUUAAUUCAUUUACGAAUUGUCCAGUUUUAUGUGGUUUCAUCAUGAAGAAGAUCAAUGUAAUGCUGGAACCUUUGAUAACAACAUUUCUUUCCCAGAAGAAUUCUCAAGAAAUCAACGAAUAUUUUUGCUCCAAAAAUCAAGAACAUAAAAUGAAUUCAAAAACAUUUGAUUUCACUUUCCAAUUAGUUGACGAGCCAAAAUUUAGUAUUCCUUUCAACAUGGAUGUACCAAUUUUAGCUCAUGAUCAUGAUUAUAAUUGCGGCGAAAUCAAUUUUAAUGGUGAACCAUGUAUAAGAAAUGAUUACCAAAAUGAAUUAAAUUUUGAAGGAACAGUUAUUGAAGAUUCUGAGUUUUGUAAAUUCCCAUUAAAAGGUACAGAAAUUAUUGAUGCGCCUAAAUUAUCACAAGAAUAUCUCGAUGUUUGCAAUGCUGUAUUUAUUAUUUCGAAAUCAAUUUCGAUUUGUUUGGAAAGUUUCAAGAAAACAAAAAUUGAAGAAGAAAAUUCUCCUUUGUUGGAAAACAUCAUUAAAACAACAAAUCAAAUCAAAGUUCCAAGACAAAACUCAGGAACUAUCGUUGAAAGAUCAUCAAGGAAGAUAAUUUCAAGAAACAAUACUUGUUUUAUUGAUGAACAAACUUCAAAAGAAUUCAUUUCUGAUAUAAUUUUGAACAAAAAUUCAAAUUUGAUAGAAAACCUUAAAAAUUUUAUCAAAACCGUUUUCAAAAAAGUUCCAAGUGAAAUCGAAGAAACCGAGAGAUAUUCAUUUUGUGCUUUGUUAUGGAGAAGCAAUUUGAUUUCCAAAGCAAUGAAAAAUGAUUUAGAUUUCGAAAUAAUAAAAGUUUGGAAAUUAAAUUUGAAAGUUCGAACAGAAUUAAUGAGAGCAAAACAGAAUAGGUCUAUUAUCGGUUACAACGAAUUGCUUAAAGAAGUCAAAUCUAAAUCAUUGUAUUUGUUGGGCUUGAAUCAAGACAAAGACCUCAAAAAUUCUGUUUCAAAUACUUUAAAAUUUUUGUUGUCAGAAAUGAUGAUGUCAGAAAUCGGUUUUCUCAUAAAUAAACAAGAGAAAAGGAUACAAAUUCAUGAUGAUGCUGUUUCUUUUUGCAUGAAAUUAGUUGACAAGAAUUACAUUCCUUUAUGCUUCAAGCACUUCUUGAUCGAAUGGAUUGAUGUAAAAUCAAAAUUUUCAACUGACAAAAAAUUGUCAGAAUUUUUGAUUUCGAAAAGUGAUGAUCAUUUCUUUAAUUCAUUUGCAUUGAAGUUCAUUAAUUAUGAUGACAUAUUCCCUGACAACAUAAUGAAUGAAGAGAUCUCGAAUAUGUUGAAAUUUGUUCCUUAUUACGACGAAAUUCAUGAAAAAUUGAAAUUUAUUGGAUCAAAUACAUACCAAAUCAAAGAAAACAGAUAUUUAGUUUCCCAGUACGUUGACGUAAUCAGGUACCAAUACCAAGGAAAAGGAGACGAAUUGAUGUCUUUCUUUUCUCAAGAUUUAAAUGAUGAAACAUUAGGAAUUUUGGUUGUUUUGGGAGCAGAAAUUUUCGAAAAUGCAUCUUUGCCAGGAUUUUUCGAUAAAAAUCAAAACAAAAUGUUGCCAAAAGAACUCAACCUCAAAAAUCCUAAUGACAUGGAAUUUAAUUUCCUUGUCCAGCCUCCUUCUGUAAAUUUGCCAAAAGAAUUUGACAUUUGUCAAAUAAUCAACGGUUUUGGCUAUAAAAAUGUCAAAAAUUUGGUUCAGGCAACAGUUUUGUUUUCAUUUUUGGAGAAAGCAUGUGAAUAUUCACAAGAAAACAAAGAAAUUGUUGAACAAAACUUGAGAAAAACAAAAAUCAAUGAGUUUUGUUUCCAAAAAAUUUUCAAAAAUUUGACAACUUUACAAAACCUGAAGAAUUCAUUUUGGAGAAGAAUAAACAUUCCUAACAACACUCCAACAUCAAACACAUUCAUGUGUUUAUGCAAUGGUGUUUCAACAGAGAAUGUUUUACAAACAAAUCAUUUUGGAAAAUCAUUUUUCGUUUACAACAACAAAAUCCAUCCAAAUGAUAUUUUCAAGUUGAAAUUUGAUAUCAAAGAUCGUGAAAAUAACUUGAUUUGGAUUGGCUUCAUCAAUGAAAAAGAAGAAAUCAUUGUUUAUGAUGUUGCACAGCAGAUUUACGCUUCAAAUUCUUUGAAUCAUUAUUAUAAAAUCGAAGGAAAUCCUUAUUCGAUUUCUUUUGAACAAAGAAGAGAUGGAGUCAUCGGAAUGCAUGUUCAAACACUUGACAAUGAUCAAACAAAUCAUAAAUUCUACAAUGAAAAAACAGAAGACGAAACCUUUGCUUUGUUUCAAGAUUUCAGAAACAAUGAUUUUGUUUAUCCUUUUGUUUUCACGUUAAAUAACAAAUGUGAGAUUCAUUUCGAGUUCCAGUUCAAUGAAGUGAAUGCCAUCGAAAAGACCUUUAAAUCAAAAAUUUCAAAUCAACUUUAUAACUUUGAAUUUCCGAAAUUUUACAUUGGCAAAACCGUUUUUGUCAAAAAUGUUGGAGAAGGAAAAAUCAUUGAUUUAGAUUACGACAAUUUAACAACAAUUAUCAAGAGAACGACCGGAGAAUCAGAGAUUUUCACUUUCAACACCAAACAAUGUGUACCAAUUAACCAAAAACAAUUUUCUUGUUUUAGAAAUGCACAAGAAAUUUUGUCUUUGUUUCCAAGUGAAAAAUAUUUUUAUGAAGAAAAACUUUUGAGAACUACUACGAAAUUAUGUGUUUUUACUGCUAGAAAAUUGAUUUCAAAGGUUAAUUUAGGUCUCAAUGCUGAAGAAAUAAUCAAACUUAUAUCAUUUAAGUCUUUUUAUCUUCAUGAAAACAAUUUCAAAUUAGAUUUCAAAGUUGAUUUGAAAUAUUUCGAAAAUCUCAAAAUCGUUGAUCAAAAAUUGGAAAAAAUUGAUGGUAUUUUUCCAAAAUUUAUCAAUGAUUAUGAUGAAAAGCUUAGAGUUUUCUUUGCUCUUUACAAAUUAUGCGAAAUGAAUUCUGAAUUCCCAAUUCUAGAAAUAUAUCCAAAAAUUUCUGGAAAAACUCUUCAAGAAAACAAAAUUUUCUUUGAAAUGCUUAAGUUUUUGAAGAAUAUUGAGAUAAAAGAUUUCGAAACAGCAGAAUAUUAUUUACAUUUAUGUGAAUUGGAAAAUCCAAACCAAAAUGUAAAUAUUGGUGCUUUGUGGCAAUCAAUUUGUUAUAAAUAUUUCAAUGAAAACAAAGAAGUUCCAAUGAUUCCCAAUCGAGAUGCUUGGAAUAAAUUGUCUUAUUGGGCAACAUGUAUGUUUGAUAUCUGUAAACAUACAAUUCCUUAUCAAUUGUUGAAUUUACCUGAUUUUAACUAUAAAUUCAAACUCCAAAAUCAAGGAAAAAUUCAAUUUAAUUAUUUGACAAAAUUUGUCGAAGGAAAAGAUGUUAAACUUGAUUCCAAAGACAUAACAAACGAACCUUUUAUAGGAGAUCAUUUAAUUUCAUUUGAUCCUUUGACAAAUAAUGAAUUCGAAUUAAUUAUUCCAAACAAUUCAACAAAAGAAGAAAUUGAAAAAUUUGAAAGUUUCGAUUUCAAAGAAAUUGAUUUAGCUGUUGCAGAAUUCAUCUUUUUUGGAGCAAAUCUUAAGAAAUUUGAUGGAAUUCCUGAUUGGAUUAUUGGUAUACGUAUUCAUUGUCUUACAAAUGCAACAAAACUUCCUUUAGUUUUCACGUUAUUCGACAGAAAGAAAGCAAGGGAAUACUUGGAAGAAGAAAUCGACAAAAAUGAAAACCACAAAGAGACUUUGGAAAUUUCUUUUGAUAGAUUCGAUACUCCGAAGUUCACAGGUAGAUGGAAUGGACAAACAAUGUUUUCGCAAUAUGUUGAACAAGUUAAAGAUGUCAAAGAUUUGUGUGAUUCUUGCAGACCAUGGUAUACAGAAUUUGUUGGAGAAGGAGCAUUUGAUGCAGGCGGUCCUAUGAGAGAAUCAAUUGCUCAAAUCGCGGAAGAACUAAAUAAUCCUAAUUUGGGAGUUUUCGAGUUAUCUCCAAAUUCGAUUUUGAACUCAGAAAAAAUUUUGAUUCCCAACUUUUCAUGUGAUGAAAAAUUUUUGUCUUAUGCCGGUUCUUUUAUUUGUUGCUGCAUGAUUACGGAUCAUCCUCAUCAGUUUUUACUCCCUGAUUUGUUCUGGAAUUAUAUAUUUAAAGGAAAGAUCGAAAUAGAAGAUCUCCUUGAAAUUGAUGCAAAAAUCAAUGAAAGAGAAGACAAAGAAGAAUAUUUCAACAAACUUUGCGAAAAAUUGGAAAUUAUUCGUAAUGGAUUUCUCAAAGUUCUUCCAAACACUCAGAUAAUUUCGAUGAUGUCCGAAAAAAUUAUCAAGACAUUGUGUUGCGGUGAUGAUACUUUAACUCUUGAGAAAUUAUCUCCUUACAUUGAAGGAGUUAAAUCAGAAAUAUUGAUCAAAUGUUUGUCUCUGUUUUCUAGUGAAGAAUUGAAGAAAUUCUUGGAAUUCGUUACUGGAAGCUCGACAAUUCCUUCAGGACAUUUCAGAAUCAAAGCUCACAAUUAUUAUAUGGAUAAUAACGAUCCAAUUCCUGAUGAAAAGAAACCUCUUCCAGUAGCACACACUUGUUCAAGCGACAUCGACAUCCCAGAUUAUGAAAAUCCUGCAAUCCUUGCUGAAAAAUUGCGAAUGGCAAUGGAAACAACUUUAAUUAAUGAUAGUGAUGAAAAUCUUAAUUUUGACUUUUUAGAAUAA